Trichoderma aggressivum f. europaeum is the source of this 1362-nucleotide messenger RNA. RefSeq lists its product as uncharacterized. Gene Ontology annotation, molecular function: aspartic-type endopeptidase activity. Gene Ontology annotation, biological process: proteolysis. The transcript is spliced from 3 exons. NCBI's taxonomy places the organism in Eukaryota, Fungi, Ascomycota, Sordariomycetes, Hypocreales, Hypocreaceae. The coding region runs from base 1 to 1362 and encodes 453 amino acids. The record is from RefSeq and is a predicted model, not a curated record.
AUGGAGGCCAUCUUCCAAGCCCAGGCCAAGUUCCGCCUCGACCGCGGCCUCCACAAAAUCACCGCCAUCCGCAACAAAAACUACAAGCGCCACGGCACAAAGUCUUACGUCUAUCUCCUCAACCGCUUCGGCUUUGAGCCCACCAAGCCCGGCCCGUACUUCCAGGAGCACCGAGUUCACCAGCGGGGCCUCGUACACCCAGACUACAACGCCCCCGUCGGUGGCAGGGUUCAUAUCACAAAGGCGCUUCACAAGAAGCGCAACCACCAUGGAGCUGUUGAUGCCAACGGAACAGAGAAGGGAGAGGUCGGUGCCGAGGACCAGCAGAAUGACUCUGAGUAUCUGUGCGAGGUUACUAUUGGAACUCCCGGACAGAAGCUGCUGCUCGACUUUGACACUGGAUCAUCAGAUCUCUGGGUCUUCUCCACAGAACUCAGCAAGAGUCUCCAGAAGAACCACACCGUCUUCAACCCAGCCAACUCCUCCACAUUCAAGAAGCUGUCCAACCAGACCUGGCAAAUCUCCUACGGCGACGGCUCCUCCGCCUCUGGUGACUGCGGCUCCGACAACGUCACCAUCGGCGGCCUCACCAUCAAGAACCAGACCGUCGAGCUCGCCUCCAAGCUCGCCGCUCAAUUCGCCCAGGGCACUGGCGAUGGUCUUCUCGGUCUUGCUUGGCCGUCAAUCAACACCGUUGCUACGAAUGGGCGAUCUACCCCUGCCAACACGCCUGUUGCAAACAUGAUCACUCAGGAUGAUGUCCCUAGCGAUGCAGAACUGUUCACCGCUGCCUUCUACAGCGAGCGUGAUGCAAAUGCAGAGUCCUUCUAUACCUUUGGCUACAUCGACCAGGAUCUUGUCUCAGCCUCUGGCCAAGACAUUGCCUGGACUGACGUCGACAACUCCCAAGGCUUCUGGAUGUUCCCCUCAACCAGCUCCUCGGUCAAUGGCAAGGAGAUCUCACAGUCCGGCAACAGCGCCAUCGCCGAUACCGGAACCACCCUCGCUCUCGUCUCGGACGAAGUCUGCGAUGCUCUGUACAAGGCCAUUCCCGGAGCCACCUACGACGACCAACAGCAGGGCUACGUCUUCCCCAUGAGCACAGACGUAUCAAGCCUUCCCGAUUUCAAGGUUUCCGUUGGAGAUGUCCAGUUUGUGAUUCAGCCCGAAGACUUGGCCUUUGCCCCAGCAGACGAAAACAACUGGUAUGGCGGCGUUCAGUCUAGGGGAAGCAACCCCUUUGACAUUCUGGGCGACGUGUUCCUGAAGUCUGUUUACGCGAUCUUCGACCAGGGAAACCAGCGAUUCGGUGCGGUUCCCAAGAUCCAGGCGACUCAGAACCUGGACUCUUCCGCCCAGUAA